CGCUGUCAUGGGUCUGUGACCAGGGACAUCCCAAGCUGACGCAGUAAACGCAGGACAUGCCACUUCAAGUGACAGUGCGGGAGGGAGGGCUGUCAAUACCGUCAUUCCUUUCUAUGCCUAUUCAGGUUGGUUCGUUUCGUUCCUCCAACUGAGCUUACACGAGGGACGAAUCGAACGCUACAGCAUAGGAGCAAGUUGCCUACAUCAAAGUCAGAUCGAGUCAGAGAGUACGCUGGCUGGUCGUUCACUUUGCAACCUUUUUACACUCCUCCGCUGGUUUGGUUGCUGUAUCAUUCGUUCCCUCCAAGUGGGAAUCGUACCCUAUAUUUGCUAUAUCACGUCUCACCCGUUCCCUCUUCCCCGGCACGCAAACCUCCCGGGCUCGGCCUGGAUCGCGCUCGCGACCUCCUGCCCUCUUUCUGUUCACCGUUCCGUCUCUUCCCAUGUCAGUCUUGCGGACACACGACCCCUCCCGAGUCCCCAGAGCCCCGAUACGCGAGGAGGAUCAUGAAGGGGAAGCGAAAGCAAGCAGGACAGAGGCAUGCCCCGCCUUGCCGGCAUCCGCCGAAGCUGAUGCCUGCCCCCCCUGUCACCUUUCUCACUUCUGCGGCUCUUGUUAUGGCUGCCAGCCGUAUAAGCCACGAAAAGAUUUCACAAGCCGUGAGGCGGAAAACAUGACCACCAAGAAACCCAGCCCGUCGACCUGCAGCACUUCCCGGCCGGGGGGCAUGACGGGUCACAGACAUGUUCAAACCGGGCAAAAGACGCGGGCUGCGGAUGCGGCAUGCAGGAACAGGCGGUCUGCUCUUUUCUUCGUCCCGCUGCAGGCCUUGCGCACGGCGCGCACCAAACGCAACAUCUCGAAGCUAGUGUUUUGUUCUGUUGGAUCCCUGGUUUCUCGUUUCCUUUCGUAUUAUACAUAGGUGUGGCCAGCCCACCCGCCCUUCCGCACCACACAUAGUCACACACACACACCCCCAUAUAGAGGUCUGAGUGUCAGAGUAGACAGAGACUCUAUUUGAUAGCUCUUUUUUUCUUUCUUUCUUUCUUUCUUUCUUUCU
Molecule: messenger RNA, 1061 nt
Organism: Colletotrichum phormii
Lineage: Eukaryota; Fungi; Ascomycota; Sordariomycetes; Glomerellales; Glomerellaceae
Exons: 1
Coding region: 444-923 (159 amino acids)
Source: RefSeq, a predicted model, not a curated record